AUGGUUUUGUGCCCUGCGCUAGGUGAUACCGUUACAAUCGAUCAGUUUCGACAUAUAUAUUCGAACAGCAAUGUUCAGGAUGCGUUCAAAUUUGCGCAUCUGAAUAUUCAGGAUCCACUGGAAUUGUCGCAUAAUGUCUCGAUGCUAAUUUCUGAGAAGCGCAUAUCGUCGUUGCGUCGCCAGAUGAUGUUCGCACUAUCGCAUCUGAAAGCCGAGCCAGAUUCGUUUGUGUCUACUUUACAGAUAUCACCUGAUAAUAAUAAUUCGGCAACCAGUUCCGCCGCUUCCUCAUCCAGUAAGUCGGUGAUGUUUUUUACCAUAUUUUCUUUUAUGCUUCGUAAUACUUCCUUAUACCUCCUAGCGGCUCGGUAA
Messenger RNA from Gongylonema pulchrum, 372 nucleotides. The record is from the annotation of a GenBank genome assembly. NCBI's taxonomy places the organism in Eukaryota, Metazoa, Nematoda, Chromadorea, Rhabditida, Gongylonematidae.